Molecule: messenger RNA, 4044 nt
Organism: Vicugna pacos (alpaca)
Lineage: Eukaryota; Metazoa; Chordata; Mammalia; Artiodactyla; Camelidae
Source: RefSeq, a predicted model, not a curated record
CCCUCCACCACCUCCAGCCCAGGGCCAUGCUGCUGGUCAGACUGGAUCAACGGGCAUCACCCGAGCGGCGGCAGUGAUGAUGGAGACUGGGAGACAUUCGACCAUGUCUGCACGGCCCCGCGAGACAUCCAGUGCCGGUCGGCCACGGAGCCCCACCUCAGCUGGCGGGAGCUGGGCCAGGAGACACAGUGUAAUGUCUCCUUUGGGUUCAUUUGCAAGAAUGAAGACCAGUUUGGAAAGGGACCUUUUGCAGUCUGCUAUGACUAUGAGAUCCGAGUCUAUUGCUGCGAGAAAAUGGACUGGUGUGCACCCACCCCGACCACCACCACGUUGCCAACGAGCAGUCCUACAGUUACUACAGUGGUGCCCAGCCCCACACCGAGCACCCUAACCCCCACCAUUACAACAUCCACACCUACAACAGAAGCCACCAGCACCCUGACCACGACCCCGCAGACCAGAACAACGACACCCACCACGACCUCAACAGAGCCCCCAACUUCGACCUCCACCACCCCGGAGACCACAACCCCCAGCACGACCUCCACCACAGAGACCACAACCCCUCCAUGUUUGCCUGUCUGCAAUUGGAGUGGCUGGCUGGAUUCUGCUAAACCGAACUUUACCAAAGAAGGUGGAGAUAUUGAAGCCAUUGAAAAUGUCUGCAGAAUGGGCUCAGUAGCCAGCAUCUCCUGCAGAGCCGCCAUGUUUCCCAGCGUUCCCCUGCAAGAGCUUGGACAAACUGUGGUGUGCGACACUUCUGUAGGGCUUGUGUGCAAAAACCGAGACCAGAAUCCAGGGGGAGCCACCCCCAUGCCUUACUGCCUCAACUAUGAGAUCAAUGUCUACUGCUGUGUUCCUCGCCCUGAAUGCCUCACAACGUAUCCCACCAGCACCUCGCAGAUCACAACCACGACACCCACCACCACCUCAACAGAGCCCCCAACUUCGACCUCCCCCACCACGGAGACCACAACCCCCAGCACGACCACCAGCACCGGGACCACAACCCCCAGCACGGCCACGACCACGGAGACCACAACCCCCAGCACGAUCACCACCACGGAGACCACAACCCCUCCAUGUGUGCCUGUCUGCAGUUGGACCGGCUGGCUGGAUUCUGCUAAACCGAACUUUACCAAAGAAGGUGGAGACGUUGAAUCCGUUGAGAAUGUCUGUAAUUUAGGCUCAGUAGCCAGGAUCUCCUGCAGAGCCACCAUGUUUCCCAGCGUUCCCCUGCAAGAGCUUGGACAAACUGUGGUGUGCGACACUUCUGUAGGGCUUGUGUGCAAAAACCGAGACCAGAAUCCAGGGGGAGCCACCCCCAUGCCUUACUGCCUCAACUAUGAGAUCAAUGUCUACUGCUGUGUUCCUCGCCCUGAAUGCCUCACAACGUAUCCCACCAGCACCUCGCAGAUCACAACCACGACACCCACCACCACCUCAACAGAGCCCCCAACUUCGACCUCCCCCACCACGGAGACCACAACCCCCAGCACGACCACCAGCACCGGGACCACAACCCCCAGCACGACCACCAGCACCGGGACCACAACCGCCAGCACGACCACCAGCACCGGGACCACAACCCCCAGCACGACCACCACCCCGGAGACCACAACCCCCAGCACGGCCACCACCACGGAGACCACAACCCCCAGCACCACCACCACCACGGAGACCACAACCCCAAUACCUACCUUCAGCACCACCUCCACAGGGACUCCUACUCCGACACCCACCACCAGCUCCACAGUGACCCCAACCCCAACAGUCACCACCUCAACAGAGCUUCCAACUUUGACCUCCACCACCAUGGAGACCACAACCCCCAGCACAACCACCACCACUGAGUCCACAACCCCAAAACCCACCAUCAGCACCACCACCACAGGGUCUCCUAUUCCGACUCCCACCACCACCUCCACAGAGCCUCCCACUUCUACCUCCACCAGCACUGAGACCACAACCCCCAGCACAACCACCACCACGGAAUCCACAACCCCAACACCCACAAGCACCACUUCCACAGGGACUCCUACUUCGACUCCCACCACCACCUCCACAGAGCCCCCCACUUCGACCUCCAUCACCACGGAGACCACAACCCGCAGCACAGCCACCACCACGGAGUCCACAACCCCAACACCCACCAUCAGCACCACCUCCACAGAGCCUCCCUCUUCGACCUCCACCACCAUGGAGACCACUAGCCCCAGACCAGCCACCAUCACGGAGUCCACAACCCCAACACCCACCAUCAGCACCACCUCCACAGGGACUCCUACUCUGAUACCCACCACCACCUCCACACUUGGACAAACUGUGGUGUGCGACACUUCUGUAGGGCUUGUGUGCAAAAACCGAGACCAGAAUCCAGGGGGAGCCACCCCCAUGCCUUACUGCCUCAACUAUGAGAUCAAUGUCUACUGCUGUGUUCCUAGCCCUGAAUGCCUCACAACGUAUCCCACCAGCACCUCGCAGAUCACAACCACGACACCCACCACCACCUCAACAGAGCCCCCAACUUCGACCUCCCCCACCACGGAGACCACAACCCCCAGCACGACCACCAGCACCGGGACCACAACCCCCAGCACGGCCACCACCACGGAGACCACAACCCCCAGCACCACCAUCACCACGGAGACCACAGCCCCAACACCUACCAUCAGCACCACCUCCACAGGGACUCCUACUCCGACACACACCACCAGCUCCACAGUGACCCCAACCCCAACACUCACCACCUCAACAGAGCCCCCAACUUCGACCUCCACCACCCCGGAGACCACAACCCCCAGCACGAUCACCACCACGGAGACCACAACCCCUCCAUGUGUGCCUGUCUGCAGUUGGACCGGCUGGCUGGAUUCUGCUAAACCGAACUUUACCAAAGAAGGUGGAGACGUUGAAUCCGUUGAGAAUGUCUGUAAUUUAGGCUCAGUAGCCAGGAUCUCCUGCAGAGCCACCAUGUUUCCCAGCGUUCCCCUGCAAGAGCUUGGACAAACUGUGGUGUGCGACACUUCUGUAGGGCUUGUGUGCAAAAACCGAGACCAGAAUCCAGGGGGAGCCACCCCCAUGCCUUACUGCCUCAACUAUGAGAUCAAUGUCUACUGCUGUGUUCCUCGCCCUGAAUGCCUCACAACGUAUCCCACCAGCACCUCGCAGAUCACAACCACGACACCCACCACCACCUCAACAGAGCCCCCAACUUCGACCUCCCCCACCACGGAGACCACAACCCCCAGCACGACCACCAGCACGGAGACCACAACCCCUCCAUCUUACUGCCUCAACUAUGAGAUCAAUGUCUACUGCUGUGUUCCUCGCCCUGGCUGCCCCACAACAUAUCCCACCACCAUCUCACAGAGCAGUACCACGGCACCCACCACCACUGCAACAGAGACUCCAGCUCCAGCCUCCAGCACAACGGAGGCCACAACCCCCAGCACCACCACCACCACGGAGACCACAACCCCCAGCACCACCACCACCACAGAGUCCACAACCCCAACACCCACCAUCAGCACCACCUCCACAGGGACUCCUACCCCGACACCCACCACCACCUCCACAGUGACCCCAACCCCAACACUCACCACCUCAACAGAGCUUCCAACUUUGACCUCCCCCACCACGGAGACCUCAACUCUCAGCACAACCACCCCGACGGAGACCCUGAUCACCUCUCCCCUCCGCACCUCCAUAACCGGCCCUAGUGCCGCCACCAUAGAGAAAUGCUGCGAGUUGAAUGGAGAAUUCUACAGCCCAGGCGAAGUGACGUACAACGUCACCGAAGGAGGCAUGUGCCAUUACGCGCACUGUUUGCAGUCUUGUGAACUCAAGUUCUUCAAUUGGUCGUGCCCGUCCACACCCUCUACAACGCUCAGCCCGCUCCCCACCACCACGGCCCCAUCAUCCACAGCCUCAAGCGUGUCCACCACCACCCACCCUCCCGGGUGCCUGGACUUCAACCCUCCCAGAAAGGAGAACGAGACGUGGUGGCUUUUGCUGAGGGACGUCACCAGGAAGCAGCGGUGA